AUGGUGCUCUGCGGAUGCACGCGGUUCGGUUUCGUCCUCCUCGCCACUUUGGUCGCCCUGUCUUGCCUGCGAGCGAGCUUGGCCGCACCAGUACGUCCAAUCCUUCCUGCGUACACGGAAACAGGUCAUCGCGUCGCUUUCUGGAACGGCAAUGCCGGCGGUCCGGAAUCAAGGGAGCCAGGACGAGGUUAUCCGCUCGUCCACGUGCCUUCUGACCUGACUAGUGCUGGCUUGACCUCACGGCCGUUUCGCCUUUUGCGACUCGAAAAUGACCACAUCCUAGCCGCACUGAGGGCAGAGCUCAGCCGCUUCGAUCCCACGCUCGCCACACUUCGUGCUCAUUCGAUCUUCGUCGGACGAGGCACGCGGCUUGAGGCGCGCGCGUUGAACCUGGUCAGCUCCCCGGACACGAAAGUUUCGCAUGUGCUCAACAUCCCUCACGGUCCGGGCGCUCUGCAGGCCUUCCGAGCCGGAGCUUUACGAAAGAUCCAUGUGAUGGUUCCUGUUCCUGUCAACCAGGAGUGGUACAGCAUGCUCCGCAUCCCCUACACACCCGAGUCUCAACAGCAUCCGCCCCUGCUCAUCUACGAGCUCUUCGUGGACAGGCUGCUACCCCGCGACUAUAUCAAGCUCAUUGGCGCUGCGAUCGUGCAGGAGCCGCAGAAUCCUUUCAAUUUCUUGAUCAGGUGGAACUCGAGUCCGGCAGUCACCAGCAUCGCCCGUAUUCAAGAGCACACGCGCUCGUUUUAG
Moesziomyces aphidis is the source of this 750-nucleotide messenger RNA. NCBI's taxonomy places the organism in Eukaryota, Fungi, Basidiomycota, Ustilaginomycetes, Ustilaginales, Ustilaginaceae. The record is from the annotation of a GenBank genome assembly.